This is a messenger RNA of Truncatella angustata, 645 nucleotides long. RefSeq lists its product as uncharacterized. Lineage: Eukaryota; Fungi; Ascomycota; Sordariomycetes; Amphisphaeriales; Sporocadaceae. The coding region runs from base 1 to 645 and encodes 214 amino acids. The record is from RefSeq and is a predicted model, not a curated record. The transcript has a single exon.
AUGGCGGCACUUACUACUGCGCAGGCAGAUCUCCCAUCCACAACCCUGGGUAUCACUGCAUCAACGGCUGGCGACAUACUCCUUCCCAAAAGCACAUCAUCUGUGCUAGUACCCACAGCAGAGACGCUUCGAAGCCCAACACCUACCGCAACGACAACGGAGAGAGCCUCAGCUAGUACCAUUGACGUUAAUUCUCCAUUGAGCACUCCAAGCACAGGGUCAGAACUAUUGAAUAGCCAGGGCAACGGUGGCGGAACAGUCGGUGGGCCAAGCUGGGUUCCUUUUCCAAAUCCAGUCCCAGUCGGAGGUGGCAGCGCAGGCGAUGGGAUUAAAGGUGAUAUCUAUCAGGAUGGAUAUCGCGAAGGGUACGAUGACGGAUGUCAUUCCUCCGAUCUGAGAUCUGAUCCCUCAGAAUCUGAUAGUAAAUUCAUUGAAGGUUACAGAAAAGGACGUGCUGCCGGCAUUUUGGAAUGUCGACCUCUAAACGACAACUUCGGAGGAGGAGCGGGAAGUCCAGAUUCUGGGGCUUGGGCUACUGGGCGCCGAGUGAGCGAUGCUAUCUCACAUGUGGGCAAUAAUGGAAGGAUAUGGAAUACUCUGGUAUUUCUGAUAAGUCUUUGGCUCGUAGCGCUAGUGCUGCUCUGA